AUGCCUCCCAAGUCCAAGACCGUCCGUCCCGCCCAGGAGAACAUCUCCUUGGGUCCCCAGGUCCGUGAGGGCGAGCUCGUCUUCGGCGUUGCCCGUAUCUUCGCCUCCUUCAACGACACCUUCGUCCACGUCACCGAUCUUUCCGGCCGUGAGACCAUCUGCCGUGUCACUGGUGGUAUGAAGGUCAAGGCCGACCGUGACGAGUCCUCCCCCUACGCCGCCAUGUUGGCUGCUCAGGACGUCGCUACCCGCUGCAAGGAGCUCGGCAUCACUGCCCUCCACAUCAAGAUCCGUGCCACCGGUGGUAACGGCACCAAGACCCCCGGUCCCGGUGCCCAGUCUGCUCUCCGUGCCCUGGCCCGUUCCGGCAUGAAGAUCGGCCGCAUUGAGGACGUCACCCCCACGCCCUCCGACUCUACCCGCAGAAAGGGUGGUCGCCGCGGUCGUCGUCUCUGA
Molecule: messenger RNA, 456 nt
Organism: Colletotrichum costaricense
Lineage: Eukaryota; Fungi; Ascomycota; Sordariomycetes; Glomerellales; Glomerellaceae
Product: 40S ribosomal protein S14
Exons: 4
Coding region: 1-456 (151 amino acids)
Biological process (GO): translation; ribosomal small subunit assembly
Cellular component (GO): cytosolic small ribosomal subunit; ribosome
Molecular function (GO): structural constituent of ribosome
Source: RefSeq, a predicted model, not a curated record